Clupea harengus (Atlantic herring) is the source of this 4557-nucleotide messenger RNA. It is a transcript of the gene dhx29, whose product is annotated as DExH-box helicase 29. Gene Ontology annotation, molecular function: RNA helicase activity; RNA binding; ATP binding. NCBI's taxonomy places the organism in Eukaryota, Metazoa, Chordata, Actinopteri, Clupeiformes, Clupeidae. Gene Ontology annotation, cellular component: intracellular anatomical structure. The record is from RefSeq and is a predicted model, not a curated record. Gene Ontology annotation, biological process: translational initiation.
UUGGGACUGUUCAACUACUGAUGGCAUUUUGACAACAAACAUGGAUGCUCCACGUUUUGUGUACAGAAGUCGACAUUUAUUGCGCUAAACCUCAAGAUUGCUGAGUGUCCACGUUCCUAUUCUGCGUGUUGUUUUGGUAAGCGAGGAACAUGGGUGGGAAGAAGAAAAAGUCGGGUGCUCCACCAGCAGUUCCUCCAGCUGCAGUGAGUAUGGCAGCUAACGGGACAGCUGAUCCAUCCACAGGAAAGAAACAACCUCUAAGAACUAACAAUGCAAAACCUCCUUCAACUGAGAACAAAGCUAAAGCACCAAAGACAUAUUGUCUUACAAGUCCCCAAGUUGACAGUGGAGUAGCGUCUGACAAGUCCAUUCUCAAAGUUGUCAUCCAACCAGACUUGGAAAAAAAAGUGAUCAAACUGAUCAACGAAUAUAGGCAAGAGUACGGGGACAGAGGUCAAAUAUCUGGACGAAUCACCACUAAGAAACUUAUGGAUCUGUACACAGCCCUACAGAGGUUCCACUUUAAGACGGAACAUAUUGAGGAGGCCAUGAAGAGCAGUAUGCUGUAUGGAGGGGAUCUUCAUUCAGCACUCGAUUGGUUGUGUCUUAACCUUAGAGAUGAGGAACUCCCUGAAGGCUUUAGUCAGAGGAUGCAUGAAGAGGACAACAAAGCCAAGCCUAAGUUCCAGCCACCCAAAGAAGACAUAAAGCAGGAAGCACCCAAAACUGAGGCCAGCAAAAAACCAGAGCAGCCGAAAGAUAAGGUUUCAGCGAAAGAUAGCGAAGCAAACUUGAAGGAGUGGAUCCUGAGGUACGCCGAGCAGUCCAGCGAGGAGAGUGAGGAAGAGGAGGAGACGGGAGGUCCUGCACACAACCCCGAGCUGGAUGAGAAGUUUGAUCCUAAUGACCGGUACCUGGUGCUUACGGCACAGCUGUAUGACGUUCGAGAAAUGGCCGCCACAGCCAAGGCCAAGAAGGAUAAAGCCGGACAAAGGACUGCCCAGGACAGAAUCAGGAUCAUCCUUCAAGAGAUGAAGCCCCUGGAAGCCCACCCCAUGUUCAAUCCAGCUGUUAAAGUUGUGGAUACACCUAAGGAGGAGAAGAAGAAGCCGGCUCCCGUAAGCGAGGGGAAGGGGGAGAUGACCUUUGGCCUUUUUGAGCAAGCAGAGACGCCCCCUCCUGCAGAGAAAAAGGUGACAGCCGCGAAGAAGAAUGAGCCAAAAGAUAUCCGUAACUUUGACUACACAGCACGUAGUUGGACUGGAAAGUCUCCAAAACAAUUCUUGAUCGACUGGGUACGGAAAAAUCUUCCCAAGAGUCCAGCACCAUCCUUUGAGAAAGUUCCAGCAGGCAGAUACUGGAGAUGCCGUGUGCGUGUUCAGAGACCUGAUGAUGUGCUCCAGGUUUGCACCACCAUCCUGACUGAGGACGGCAUGCAAGCUCAACACCUGGGCGCCACAUUGGCCCUCUAUAAUCUGGUCAAAGGACAGUCGGUGCACCAGCUGCUUCCUCCCACCUACCGCAACGUGUGGCUGGAGUGGCGUGACAGCGAGCAGCAGCAGCAGGAGGAGAGCCGCACGGCCGUCAACAAGCCCCGCGACCAGUUCAUCGCCCGCCUGCUGGCACGCCUCAAGCAGCAGCAGCAGCAGCAGCAGCAGAGCGAGCCGUCCCAGACGACAGGCCCGGAACACCCCACACACCCCGAGGGCGACGAGCCGGAGGACUCCUGGGAGAGCCUGGCCGGCGAGGAGGGCGGAGACGGCUGCAGCAGCCGGGAGGCGGCGAAGAGAGACGACCGCGAGGAGGUGGAGCAGGAGGACCAGGCGGGUCGGGCUCUCCUCCAACGCUUGCGGGCCUCGCCGCUGGCGCAGAGGCUCCUGGGAGAUCGGCGGCAGCUGCCGGUGUUCCAGCAGCGCGAGAGGCUGCUGGAGGCGGUGCGGCGUCACCGCGUGCUGGUGGUUGCCGGGGAGACGGGCAGCGGGAAGAGCACGCAGGUGCCCCAGUUCAUCCUGGAGGACGCGCUGCUGGGGCAGGGACCGGGCCGGCGCUGCAGCGUGGUGGUCACGCAGCCACGCAGGAUCUCCGCCAUGAGCCUGGCCAGCCGCGUCAACCAGGAGCUGGGCAGCGACGACGGCCCGGGGGGACAGACCUCGCUCUGCGGGUACCAGAUCCGUAUGGAGAACCGCUCGGGCGACGCCACCCGCCUGCUGUACUGCACCACCGGGGUUCUGCUGCGGAAGCUCCAGCAGGACCGCCUCCUCAACUCCUUGACACACAUCAUCGUGGACGAGGUCCACGAGCGAAGCAUCCAGUCGGACUUCCUCCUGACCAUCCUGAAGGAGCUGGUGCUGAAGCGCUCGGACCUGCGUCUGAUCCUCAUGAGUGCCACAGUGGACUGCGAUAAGUUUGCCAACUACUUCAACCGCUGCCCCGUCAUCUCCAUUCCCGGCAGGACCUUUCCUGUUGAGGUGUUCCAUGUGGAGGAUAUUGUGGAGGAGACGGGCUAUGUUCUGGAGAAAGACUCGGAAUACUGCCAGAGGUUCCUGGAGGACGAGGACGAAGUCAGCCUCAAUGUCACGCAGAGGGCAGGAAAGACCGUACAGUACCAGGAGGCGAUUCCGAGGGACUCUGGUUCUGGCUGGACUCUGGGCCCCGACCUGGACCACUUCAGUAACCGGACCCGCCACGCCCUGCAGUACAUGAAUCCCCACAAACUCAACAUGGACCUCACCGUGGAGCUUCUGGCCUACCUGGACAAGGCUCCCCAGUUCACUGAAGUGGACGGCGCAGUGCUAGUGUUCCUGCCGGGUCUCGCUCACAUCCAGCAGCUGUAUGAACUUCUGUCCUCAGACAAGCGCUUCCGCAAAGACAGGUAUAGGCUGGUACCCCUCCACUCUACACUGUCCUCUAAGGAUCAAGCAGCAGCGUUUACAGUGCCACCUACCGGAGUGCGGAAGAUUGUCCUGUCUACAAACAUUGCUGAGACAGGAGUCACAAUUCCAGAUGUGGUGUUCGUCAUUGACACUGGCAAAACCAAGGAGAACAAAUACCAUGAGAGCAGUCAGAUGAGUUCACUGGUGGAGACAUUUGUGAGUAAAGCUAGCGCCCUCCAGAGGCAAGGAAGAGCAGGACGUGUUCGCAAGGGCUUCUGCUUCCGACUCUACACCCAAUACAGGUUCAACGGCUUUCUAGAUUAUUCCAUUCCCGAGAUACUGAGGAUGCCCCUGGAAGAGCUUUGUCUUCACAUCAUGAAGUGUGAGUAUGGCUCGCCCGAGGACUUCCUGUCUCGCGCCCUGGAUCCCCCUCAGCAGCAGUCGGUCUGUAACGCCGUGAGCCUCCUGAGGAAGAUCGGCGCCUGCCACCCGGAGCAGCACACCCUCACCCCCCUCGGCCACCACCUCGCCUCCCUACCCGUCAACGUCAAGAUCGGCAAGAUGCUCAUCUUCGGCGCCAUCUUGGGCUGCCUCGAACCCAUUGCCACGAUAGCAGCAGCAAUAACAGAGAAGUCACCAUUUUCUACUCCCAUGGGACGCAAGGAGGAGGCUAACCUGGCUAAAGCAGCGCUAGCGGUUGCUAACUCCGAUCACCUCACUAUGUACAAGGCAUACCUGGGAUGGAGAAAUGCGUGCAGCGAGGGAACCAGAACAGGGAUGGCGUAUUGCAGGAAGUACUUCUUGAACCAUACUGCCCUCAUCACCAUUGAGGACGUGAAACAGGACCUGAUGCGGAUGGUGAAGCAGGCCGGUUUCUCUCCCUCCAAGCCUCGAGGCGAGCGUCCCCAGGACAAAUCCGAGGGGCCUCUGUCCAGGAGGGAGGUGUCGCUUCUGAAUGCGGUCCUGACCGCCGGCCUGUACGACAGCGUGGGGCGCAUCCUCUACGCGCCCUCCGUGGACGUGGAGGAGCGGCUGACCUGCUCGGCGGAGACCCCCCAGGGCAAGGCUCUGGUCCACCCCUCCUCGGUCAACCGCAACCUGCAGACCCACGGCUGGCUGCUCUACCAGGAGAAGGUUAAGUACUCUAAGGUGUUUCUCCGGGACACCACCCUCAUCUCUCCCUUCCCCAUGCUGCUCUUUGGGGGUGACAUCACUGUCCAGCAUCGUGAGAGGCUCAUCUCGGUGGACAGCUGGAUUCACUUCCAGGCCCCAGUGAGGAUUGGAGUGAUCUUCAAACUCUUGCGAAGUCUAAUCGACUCGCUUUUGGAGAAGAAACUGCAGAACCCCAAGAUGAAUCUGGAAGAUGAGAAGACCAUACACAUGAUCACAGAGCUGAUCAAGAGCGAGAAUGUGAUCUGACCUGAACCGAACAUGAUCUAAGGCAAGAUCUUCGUCUCACCAAGUCUCUGCAGAACUCCGGGAGAUUAUGUUGGACCGGUCAGCUGGAUAGAGUGAUGACAUUAACGAUUAUUCGACUGUAUGGAGUGGCAGACCUCAGGAGGUCUGCGUGGGAGAUGAAAGUGUCAUAAUGAUUAUCCAGAGCAAGAUGAGAUGCUGUGAGGCCUUGUCUUCUCUUUUGUUCUCUUCCUCUGCCAAAUGGGAAUAAAACUAUUUUAACAAAUCA